This is a messenger RNA of Paramecium tetraurelia, 1023 nucleotides long. RefSeq lists its product as uncharacterized. Lineage: Eukaryota; Ciliophora; Oligohymenophorea; Peniculida; Parameciidae. Gene Ontology annotation, molecular function: protein serine/threonine kinase activity; ATP binding. Gene Ontology annotation, biological process: signal transduction; protein phosphorylation. The transcript is spliced from 5 exons. Gene Ontology annotation, cellular component: cytoplasm. The record is from RefSeq and is a predicted model, not a curated record.
AUGUUAUAAUAAUCAGAUAAAGACUUCACCCUUGAAUAAGUAGUAGGCACUGGAACAUUUGGAAUGGUGUAUUUGGCUACUGAUAACAGGACUAAGGAGAAGGUGGCAAUAAAGAAGGUGUACCAAGAUAGAAGAUAUAAGAACAGAGAGCACCUUAUCAUUCAAGAAUUGAAUCAUCCAUGCGUGGUUAUGUUAAGACACUCCUUCUUCACACCAGGGGAAAAUCCAUAAGAUGUGUACCUAAAUCUAGUUAUGGAAUAUGUACCUGAGACACUUUCAAAAAUGAUUAGAUAAAUGCGUAAGUAGAAGCAAAGCAUUCCUGCUCCAUUAAUAAAGCUCUACAGUUACUAGAUGAUACGAGCAUUACUUUACUUGCAGGCUAUUGGGAUUUGUCACAGGGACAUCAAACCCUAAAAUAUCUUGGUUAAUUUGGAGAACAAUGUUUUAAAAAUCUGCGAUUUUGGCUCAGCAAAAAGACUUGUUGUCGGAGAACCAAACAUUGCAUAUAUCUGUUCACGUUACUAUCGAGCCCCGGAAUUGAUUUUUGGAGCCACAGAUUACAAUACGCAGAUCGAUAUGUGGUCAAUCGGUUGUGUGAUUGCUGAGAUGGUCAUCCUUGAACCAAUAUUUCCAGGAGAGAGUGCUCAAGAUUAACUCCUUUAAAUUAUCAAGAUUCUUGGCACUCCCACUCCAGACGACAUCAAUUAAAUGAAUCCGUCUAAGGCUGAUGUCAGAUUGCCCACUAUCAGAGGGAAUCCCUGGACACGAGUCUUCGCAAAGUAAAAACCGGAACCACUCUUUUUAGAUCUAAUUACACAAAUGCUUACAUAUUCACCGAAAACAAGAAUCCAACCCAUUGAUGCUCUUUUACAUCCAUAUUUUGAUGACCUCAGAAAAGAAGGAUUCUCUAAUCAAAAUUUUAAGACCCCCAAUCUUUUCGACUUCAAUAAAUAAGAAUUAAGCAUCAAACCAGAACUCUAUUCCAAAUUGGUUCCAUAAUGGUAUUAAAAGCUAAACAAAUGA